UUAUUUUUCAGCCGCACAAUAAGCCCUUUCAACAUUUUCACUAAGAUGGCCUUUGCCAGAAGGACCAAACCCCUACUCGGCUCCCAUAGAAUGGUCAAGAACAACGUGCUUACUCAAAAUGAGCUAGAGACCCUCUUUGAUCCAAAGUUCAUCACAGAGGCAAUUAAGGAGCGUACACAAUAUAAAGAGAUCGUAAAAGAUGAUGAAAGAACUUUCCAAGAUAUCGAACGUAAAACUACAAGUAUGAUAGCCAACGAUGAGUCUGGCAAGCAAAUCCAGGUGGAUUACAAGCUAAAAUAACUUAAAUUUCUCUGAAACCGAGAAAAUAUAUCUCUUAGAGAAAGAGUUAGCCUCAAAGCUUAGCAAAGCUCAUACUUAUCAGCAGGUUUUAAAUACUUGUGACACUCAUAUGUUCUCUUUGACACCAAAUUUGGCUGUUGCUGCUUACUACAAACUCGCAAUGCUCAUCAAGCCCAAUCUAGUCAAAGGCAGAAACGAUCAAUACAAAAUGAGAGGGAGGGAAGAUAAGUUUUUCAGCAACCCAAAGAUGAGGCAGAUUUCAAAACUUCUCUAUGACAACCUAGACACUUUUCCUCAAGAGCAGAGAGUCAUCAUCCUCUGGUCCACAGUCAAGAUGAGAUUCCCGAUGAAUAGAAUGAUUGAUAAAUGCAUUCAGAGCAUAUUUGCAGAUGAUAUCUCAAUGCUGGCUCCACAUCAAGUUUCGAUGCUUGCUUGGGCCAUGGCUAGAACUGGGUACACACAUCAAGCAUAUGUCAAUACUCUUAUCCAUGCGACAGACUCUAUUUGUAACCAUUGUAGCAAUAUUUGGAGGCUCCAAAAGAUCAACGAUGAGGAUGAGGAAAUGAAGCACAAGUUAGACACUUUAACUGAUGGCACUCCCGAAGAGAGCCCUUAUACCUUCGAAAACAUGUAUCAAGACAUCAAUCCUAGGACUAUAGCCAACCUUUACUGGAGCUUGGCCCAGCUCAAGGUCCACAAAGGUAAUCCGAUCUACUUCAAAAUUGAGAGAAUAGCAUCAGAUUAUCUUGAAUACUUCAAUGAUCCAAAAUACAUAUUCGAUCUUCAUUCUUUCUGUAACAUUCUCAACGCAAAAGUUUCAGUGCUGAAGAUGAACAAAAUUGGUGGGAUCUUAAAAUAACUUCGAGAAACAUCUUGAAAUGAACGAGUUCACUCCAGAUGAUCUCCUAUCACUGAAGAUUAUUAUUUAUAAUAUUGGUAAAAACAAGAAGUUAGAGAAAGAAUACCAGAAAGAACUCGUCCUAAAGCUGGUUCAUAAAUAUCUCGAGUUUUCUGGAAUUAGAGCCAACUGGCCUCUUGUGACACCUCGUGCUGUCACUGAACUGUUUUACACCAUGGUGAAGAUAAAGAUGUACAAUGAGAUAGACACUUAUGCCAAACUUUUUAAACAUAUCAGGCCGAAUAUAAAUAAGCUCAACAACCAGGACUUGUCUUUGCUCAUCUGGGGGUUGUCUAAAACAUUCGCUUAUCAUUUCAACAACAAGAGCUUAGGCCAGCUUGCUCAUCCUAACUUCGGAAUUGAGAAAUCAAUCUCCCUCCUAGAACAAAGAGUAAGAACAAAGCUUAAGACCAUGGAUCAAAGGAGUGCAAAAAUGAUCUAUAACUGCUUAAUCCAGUGGAAAAAGUACCAGAACGUCUGAGCCAGUCUCAAGAAGAUCUUUGAGCCUAAUGAGAAGAAAUAAAUCAAUUUACUUGCUGUUUCAAUUG
This is a messenger RNA of Moneuplotes crassus, 1746 nucleotides long. The record is from the annotation of a GenBank genome assembly. Lineage: Eukaryota; Ciliophora; Spirotrichea; Euplotida; Euplotidae.